This is a messenger RNA of Python bivittatus (Burmese python), 2560 nucleotides long. The record is from RefSeq and is a predicted model, not a curated record. NCBI's taxonomy places the organism in Eukaryota, Metazoa, Chordata, Lepidosauria, Squamata, Pythonidae.
CAUCUUCAUUUGUUGCAGAUUCAGAAUGAUCAGUGCCAGCCGACUGUAGAGGAGUCUCGAUGGAUGAGAACUACAGAGAGAGGAUGGGAGACACACAGUGUAGAGCUGAGUCGCGGCAACAAUGUCUUGUACUGGAGAACAACAGCUUUCUCUGUUUGGUCCAAAACCCCCAAGCCUGUGUUGGUGAAGAACAUUGGGAUUACAGGAGUGGCCUACACUUCUGAAUGCUUCCCUUGUAAAGCAGGCACCUACACAGCCAAAUCUGGUUCUUCCUUCUGCCAGCAGUGCCCAGCAAAUUCUUUCUCUUCCAAAGGAGCUACUUCCUGCCAGCAGUGUGAGCCAGCAAAUUACUCAGAACCAGGUUCUUCCUUCUGCAAGUCUCGGCCAGCCUGUACAGAUAAGGAUUAUUUUUAUACCCACACUGCCUGUGAUACAAAUGGGGAGACUCAGCUAAUGUAUAAAUGGGCUGAGCCAAAGAUCUGCAAUGAGGACCUCCCCAAUGCAGUGAAAUUACCUCCAUCGGGUAUAAAGAUGAUGUGCCCCCCUUGCAACCCUGGUUUUUUCAAGACAAAUGCCAGUUCCUGUGAACCCUGCCCAUAUGGAACAUAUUCAAAUGGGUCUGGUUGUACCAACUGCCCAGUUGGGACCGAGCCCACUCUAGGCUUUGAAUACAAAUGGUGGAACACCCUGCCAGCUAACAUGGAGACUACAGUCCUCAGUGGAAUCAGUUUUGAAUAUAAGGGAAUGGCAGGGUGGGAAGUGGCUGGUGACUACAUAUACACAGCAGCAGGAGCUUCUGACAAUGAUUUCAUGAUUUUGACAUUGGUGAUUCCUGGCUUCAGUCCCCCACAAUCAGUGAUGGAAGACUCUGAAAAUAAGAAGAUAGCAGAAAUCACUUUUGUCUUUGAAACCAUUUGCAGUGUGAAUUGUGAGCUUUAUUUUAUGGUGGGUGUGAAUUCUAGAACCAACACCCCUGUAGAAACCUGGGUUGGCUCUAAAGGAAAACAAUCCUAUACGUACAUCAUUGAGAAGAACGCUACCAUGAGUUUCACAUGGGCCUUCCAGAGGACAGCAUACAAUGAUGCGGGAAGAAAAUACACAAAUGAUGUUGCCAAAUUGUACUCUAUCAAUGUAACCAAUGUCAUAGAUGGUGUAGCUUCCUACUGCCGGCAGUGUGCUCUGGAAACCUCUGGCUCAUCCUGUACUUCCUGCCCUCAUGGGCACUACAUUGACAAAAGUUCUGGUGGUUGUUAUCCAUGUCCAUCAAACACUUACCUGAAAGCUCACCAACCUUAUGGCAAUCAGGCUUGCAUCCCUUGUGGCCCGGGCACAAAAAGUAACAAGAUACAUUCUCUGUGUUACAAUGACUGUCACUUCUCAGUCAGCAUGAAGGAUAGGACUCUGGAGUAUGACUUCUCUAUACUGGCCAAUAGCACCUUUUUUUUAGGAGGGCCAAGCUUUACUUCAAAAGGCCUGAAGUAUUUUCAUCAUUUCAACAUCAGUCUAUGUGGGAAUCAUGGAAGGAAGACAGCUGUCUGCACAGAUAACGUCACAGAUAUUCGUAUUUUAGGCAAAGACACUGACUUCUCCAAGUCAACUUCAUCCUAUGUAUGCCAGUCCAUCAUCAUUCCUUCCGAUGUGAUGGGUUACAAAACAGUGGUUUCUUCUCAGCCUGUGAGCCUGGCAGACAGCUUUGUGGGAGUAACAACAAAGCCCAUUCUGGACAACAUCACUUCUCUUGCUGAUUAUUUUCCUGCUGAAAAUGAGGGCUUACCUGAUGUCAUAUUCUUUUAUAGAUCCAAUGAUGUGACCCAAACAUGCCGAGAUGGAAGAGCCACUGCCAUAAGACUGAGAUGUGACCCCCUAAAAUCCCAGUUUGGAGCUCUCUCUGUGCCAAGCAAAUGUCCUGAUGGAACCUGUGAUGGGUGCACUUUUCAUUUCCUGUGGGAGUCAGUCGAAGCCUGUCCACUCUGUUCUGCAGAUGAUUAUCAUGCAAUCAUCAGUGCCUGCAUUGGAGGGAUACAGCGAACCACCUACGUAUGGCGGAAGCCAAAGCUAUGUGCAGGAGGCAUCCUGCUUCCAGAGGAAAAAGUCAGCAUCUGCAAGUCCAUGGACUUCUGGCUGAAGGUGGGCAUUUCAGCUGGGACUUGUGCUGCUAUCCUGCUGACCGUCAUGACUUGCUACUUCUGGAAGAAAAAUCAAAAGUUAGAGUACAAAUACUCUAAGCUGGUUAUGAAUGCUAGUCCCAAGGACAGUGAAUUGCCUGCAGCAGACAGUUGUGCUAUCAUGGAGGGAGAAGAUGUAGAGGACGACCUGAUAUUCACAAGCAAGAAUUCUCUCUUUGGAAAAAUAAAGGCAUUCACUUCUAAAGCUUCUCUUAGGUACAGUCAGGCAUGGCAGGACUCUGUGUGUAGGGCUGUUCUCAAUAAACUAAGAGGAGGAGUCUUCCAGGUAGAUGGAGAUCAAAUGUAGAUGCAUGUAAAAACAAGCCAGCUGACCAAGGGUGUGCCACAAUCAAAUGUUACUAGAUAGCCUGACAGUGUGGUCUGUGAUCUCUGGC